AUGGAUGUGGAUGAAUUUGGGGAAUUCCUUCGCACCAUCGGCAUCGAGCCCAUGAAACAUGUCUUGCAAGAAUGCUUCGACGAGUUCGAUGAGGAGGAAUCGGGAGAGAUUUGCUUCGACGCUUUCUACAAGGUCAUGCGGCUGCUGGCGCAACGCGAGGGCUUCUCGAAGACCGAAGUGCGGGACUUCGAGACCGUCUUCAACAAGUUCGACACCUAUGGCAACGAUGAGAUUGAUGUGAAGGAGCUUCAACAGGUGCUGAUGUAUUUGGGAAUUCCCACCACUUUGGCGGAGUGCCAGGACGUGGCGGAGAUUGUUGAUUUGGAUGACAGUGGCUACGUGGACUUCCAGGAGUUCCUCAUGUGCAUGCGGCUCUUCCGGGAUCGAGAGCUGACUGAGCUGAAACAGACCCUACAGGAUAUUGGCACCGAUCACACUGAAAGCAUCGAAGCCAGCUCCAUGUUGGAUCUACUGCAGAGAACCGGCUACGUGGCGGAUCAGGAAGUGGUCAACGAGGUGCUGGUGGACAUUGGAAUGGAGGAGCAGGACGAGCGGAUCGGCCUGGGGAGUCUCUGGAAAUUCCUGGUGUUCUUCCGGCAACGCGAAGGCCUAACGCGCGCCGAGAUGAUGCACACGCGUCAGGCUUUUCGAAAGUAUGCCUCCGGCGAGGAGGAUGAUGACGAAGCCUUCCGGGAGGUUCAAACCGAUGAUGUCACAAAGAUCCUACGCCUCAUCGGCUACCCUCUUGCCCUUGAAGAUCAGAAGCAACUCGUGGCGCAGGUGGACAUCGACCGAUCGGCCACACUGAAUAUCCUGGAGCUGAUGAAGCUGGUGCGCUUCAUCCGGGAGAAACGGACGCAUGAGCUUCAGGCAGGGCGUCGCCCUAAGUUGUCAUAA
Durusdinium trenchii is the source of this 897-nucleotide messenger RNA. Lineage: Eukaryota; Dinophyceae; Suessiales; Symbiodiniaceae. The record is from the annotation of a GenBank genome assembly.